AUGGAGAUUGAAGGAUUUAUUCAUAUUGUGGUGGAGCUGCAAAACAAAUUGGAAGAUGAGGAUUUUGAACUCAUGACGAAAGUGGCUAGAAAUAUGUGGCUCUCGACGAAUUCUGUGAUUUAUGGAGAGAUGUUUAGUCAUCCUACUCAAAUUAAGCCAGUGAUAAUGAGGGCAGCAAUAUUUGCUAGGGAAUUGAGACUGCAAAAGGUGAAACUAGAAGGGGAUGCCCUCUGUUGGUCCACGAACUUCCCCUUAACAUAUAUAGAUCUUCUCCCACUUCUCCCUCUCUCUGCACAAUCUCUCUGCACAGAAAGACCGUUAACUUUCUCAUCUGUGAGUAUGGCAGCAUCAAACCUUAUGCAUGCGGUUCAGUACGAUGGCUAUGGUGGAGGAUCAGCUGGUUUGAAGCAUGUUGAAGUUCCAGUCCCCACUCCGAAGAAGGAUGAGCUCUUGCUAAAACUGGAAGCAACUAGUCUAAAUCCUAUUGAUUGGAAAGUUCAGAAAGGCAUUAUGCGGCCUUUGCUACCUCGCAAGUUCCCUCACAUACCUGGUACUGAUGUGGCAGGAGAGGUUGUAGAGGUUGGACCAGGAGUCAAAAGUUUCAAAGCUGGUGACAAAGUUCUAGCUAAUCUUGGCAUUGCUGAUGGAGGUGGACUAGCUGAGUUUGCUGUGUCCAAGGAGAAGCUGACAGUUGCUAGGCCAGCUGAAGUUUCAGCAGCAGAAGCUGCAGGCUUACCCAUUGCUGGUCUUACAGCUCACCAGGCGCUCACCCAAUCCGCUGGGAUCAAGCUUGAUGGAAGUGGCCAGCAGGCAAACAUUUUGAUCACUGCCGCCUCAGGUGGUGUAGGUCUCUACGCGGUUCAACUGGCAAAGCUUGGAAACACACAUGUGACUGUCACGUGCGGGGCACGCAACAUUGAGUUGGUCAAGAGCUUAGGGGCCGAUGAGGUUCUCGACUACAAGACUCCGGAAGGGGCAGCUCUGAAGAGCCCGUCUGGUCGGAAAUAUGACUUUGUGAUCCACGGUGCUACUGGCAUUCCUUGGUCAACUUUUGAGCCAAAUCUGAGUGAGAAAGGGAAGGUGUUCGAUUUAACUCCCAGCUUAAGUUCCAUGGCGACUUUUGCUCUAAAGAAAAUUACCUUCUCCAAGAAGCAACUGCUGCCAGUUUUUGUAAAUGUCAAGAGUGAGAACCUGGAUUAUCUUGUUAAGUUGGUGAAGGAAGGUAAACUUAAGACUCUGAUUGACUCGAAGCAUUCCCUGAGUAAGGCUGAAGAUGCUUGGGCAAAGAGUAUUGAUGGCCAUGCUACUGGGAAGGUCAUCGUCGAGCCUUUCUAAAAUAUAAUAUGCUUGGAAUUGUUAGAUUCCUAUAUAAUUAAAUGAGAGUGUUAUAUCUUAUUCGUACAUAAAGAAAACUAUAUGUUUGUGCAGUUAAAUCACACAUUUGACCAGAUAUUGUAAAUAAUCAAUAUUAUGCAGUGUGUUCUUGUAGC
Messenger RNA from Corylus avellana, 1490 nucleotides. Its product is annotated as chloroplast envelope quinone oxidoreductase homolog. Gene Ontology annotation, molecular function: oxidoreductase activity. The record is from RefSeq and is a predicted model, not a curated record. NCBI's taxonomy places the organism in Eukaryota, Viridiplantae, Streptophyta, Magnoliopsida, Fagales, Betulaceae.